Emys orbicularis (European pond turtle) is the source of this 1239-nucleotide messenger RNA. RefSeq names its product transmembrane protein 79 (gene TMEM79). Gene Ontology annotation, biological process: regulated exocytosis. The transcript has 3 exons. The record is from RefSeq and is a predicted model, not a curated record. The coding region runs from base 1 to 1239 and encodes 412 amino acids. Gene Ontology annotation, cellular component: trans-Golgi network membrane; lysosomal membrane. Lineage: Eukaryota; Metazoa; Chordata; Testudines; Emydidae.
AUGGCAGCUGCUGACCCCGGGGCUCACACAGAGAAUGUGGCACUGGUGGAGCUGAGAAAGGAGGCGCUGGAGCCCCCAGUGCAGAAGGUGGCCUGCGGCAGUGUCCAAGACAAGAAGCCAGGAGACCCUGAUGCUACUCUGCCCUGGGACCAGUCCCGGCACUCUUCCAUGAGUGAGCUGGCCACGGAGCCCACCACCCCAUCCCGCAAGGCAUCUGAGACAGAGAAGAGGCCAAGCCCCGAGGGGAGCCGCAUGGGCCCCGAGCCGGGGCCUACUGGAGAGGAGGAGGUUAUCCCCGGCUCUUCCCUUCUGCGGGAGGAGGAGGAAGGCAACAGGAUGCCUGAGGUGGCUGCGCAUGUUUUCAUCCCCAUCGAUCCCCACUGUAUCGAGAAGGCCCCCGGGUGCCGAGGCUCGGCAGGGGCCAGCGACUGGAAGAAGAAGCAGCAGCAGCUGGAGGAGGAGGCCAUCGUGUGCUGUGAGAAGGAGAACGGCGACCCCGAGAAGCUGGCCUUCCUGACCCACGGCCCCCUGAGCUACCCCACGCACUACGACGAGCCAGCUGGCUACGGCGGCGGCCAGACCAAGCCACUUGCCGAGAGGCUGCAAUGCCUCCAAUGCCAGGACUGCAGCUCUGCCAACCUCAAGGCCGUGGCCUCCAUGAUCGGGGCCAUGAUCAUCUUCCCCUGCUUCGUGUACGGGGCCUACGUCUUCCUGCCCUUCGAUGCCCCCCUAAUGCCAACCAUGAGCGCCCGGCUGGUCUACACCCUUCGCUGCGGAGUGUUCGGCACCUUCCCCAUCAUCCUGGGUCUGAUCGUGUACGGGGUCUCCCGCCUCUGCUUCUCCUCGGUGCAGCCCUUCGGGGAGCUGCGCAGGGAGGUGGAGAUCCACCGGCGCUACGUUUCCCAGUCCGUCUACCUCUUCAUCCUCUACUUCUUCAACAUUGCUGUGCUGGCCACCUACCUCCCUCAGGAAGCCCUGAAGCUCAUCCCGUUGCUCACGGGGCUGUUUGCCAUCUCACGGCUGCUGUACUGGCUGGCCUACGCCAUGGGUCGCUCUUUCCGGGGCUUCGGCUUCGGCCUGACCUUCCUGCCCCUGCUGACCAUGCUCCUGUGGAACCUCUACAGCAUGUUCAUCCUGGAGCCCGAGAACAUGUUCGCCACGGCCGCCAACGGCAAGCAGGACAUGCCGUCGGAGAAGCAGAGCCGGGCCGCAGCGCCCAAGCCGAGAUACUGGGGGUAA